GAAGGUUUUAAUUAGCACAACAGUGUCAAACUCGCCAACGCUGGGAAAUGAGCUCCUCGCCCGCGCCUCCUGCACCGCUGUCGCCUUGGACCAAGUCGGUGGUCGCAGGCUCUGUGUCGGGCAUGGCAAGCGUGGUGGCAUGUCACCCCUUUGACACCAUUCGCACGCGACUGCAGCUGUCGCCCUCCCGCUUCCGCGGCUUCUUCCACUGCGCCCAACAGACUAUACAGCAGGAGACCAUGCGAGGCCUGUAUAAGGGCUUCCUGCCCCCGUUCUUCAGCCAGGGUGUGUACAAGGCCAUCAUCUUCACUACAUCGUCCACGCUGCGCAACGACGUGCUACCUCACAUAUCGCUACUGCAGCCGGUUCUCACCCCAACGGUUGUGUCAUUGACAGCCGGAGCUAUCGCUGGUGGUGUCAACGCGUUCCUGGUCGCACCCGUGGAGCUCGUACGCAACCGACUACAGGUGCAAUACGACAGCCAGCCAGAGACGCGAAAGUACCGAGGAGCUUACCACUGCGUCACACAAGUGGUGCGCACUGAGGGCAUCACGGCCAUGUGGAAGGGCUUGACCACCACCGUCAUCCGAGACUCACUGGGUGUAGCCUUCUACUUCUUAGGAUACGACUUCGCAAAGAAACGCCUCGCUGAAAGCGGGAAGCUUGGAGAGAUGGCUACACUGUUGACUGCUGGGGCUUUUGGGGGGGUCAGCUUCUGGGCAGUAGCGCUGCCGUUCGACACUAUCAAGUCGCUGAUCCAAGCGGACGGGAAAACAGGCAAGUACACAGGACUGGCAUCGAGUACAGCAAGGCUGGUACGCGAAGAAGGCGUGAUGCAGCUCUUCCGCGGAUGGCAGGCAGCCUUCUCGCGUGGAAUUCCGAGUGCUGCUAUCACUUUUUGGACUUUUGAACGAGCAACUAAACUGCUGGAUGAGAUGUGAAUAAUUGAUCAAGGCUCUACUUGCUGUAAAUUAACAAGUAAGGAGCUUUAUUCACCAUUUUGAACUGCAGCGUAUGGAUGCUGUGCAAUUUCUACAUGUACAUGUAGUAGUACUUGGAAGUACAUUAGUGAUAAUUGAGUCGAGGUGAGCUCGUUAGUUCUGCCUUGAUAAAUCCACCCGUGCGCGUCGCAAUUGUGUCGCGAUCGAGGCAGCUCGUUCCCCCAAACCAAUUGCUUUGUCCUUGAACAUGUCGUGAAUGGAAUCGGGGUCGGUCGGGUAGCAUAUCGGUGGGAAAUCUCGCAGCUCCGGACUGGUUUGAUCUGCAGGCGCAAACGGUCCUUCGCCCACGAUAGCAGACGCGCCAAACGCACUCGUCCAGCGCUCUCCCCCAACGAUUAUCAUCCGGAAGAUCAUGAGCGAGUGCAGCAAGUUCACCAUAGUCAGCUCUUCUCCUGCCGAUAUCCCUCCACUCGUGACGAAGACAGCACCAAUCUUCUGGCUCAGGUCCUCGGUAAACGACCAUUCACUCAAAAACUUUGCCAUCUACAGUAAGAAAAAAAUACCGAAUACACUAGUCAGCUAAAUAACACU
Molecule: messenger RNA, 1532 nt
Organism: Phytophthora nicotianae INRA-310
Lineage: Eukaryota; Oomycota; Peronosporomycetes; Peronosporales; Peronosporaceae
Exons: 1
Coding region: 48-941 (297 amino acids)
Biological process (GO): mitochondrial L-ornithine transmembrane transport
Molecular function (GO): L-ornithine transmembrane transporter activity
Source: RefSeq, a predicted model, not a curated record